Messenger RNA from Chenopodium quinoa (quinoa), 4290 nucleotides. RefSeq names its product pentatricopeptide repeat-containing protein At1g05670, mitochondrial-like. NCBI's taxonomy places the organism in Eukaryota, Viridiplantae, Streptophyta, Magnoliopsida, Caryophyllales, Amaranthaceae. Gene Ontology annotation, molecular function: protein binding. The record is from RefSeq and is a predicted model, not a curated record. Bases 1712 to 3961 code for a protein of 749 amino acids. The transcript is spliced from 4 exons.
UACGUGUUUAUUUUUUAUUACUAAAUGUUCAUUUUCAUACAUGUUCAUAAUUUUUUUUACUAAAUGUUCGUGUUAAGGUUGUGGUCCAGCAGUUAUAUGAUUGUAUGAUAAUCAUAUUCAUUUUUAAUAUACAAAUUGAUAAGUUUUUUUUAAAACAUGUUCACUUUUUAGUACUAAAUGUUCUUUUUUUUAAUUGUUCAUUAUUUUAAACUGAAUGUUCAUUUUUUUAAGUGUUCAUAACUUUAAGGAAAAUUUGUGAAGAAUAAGCCAACCUUUGCUCAUUUAGCUCAAAUUAAGUCAACCUUUAAAUUAACUAAAAAUAAGUCGACCUUUAUGGAGUAUUUUCUCAAAAUGAGUCAUGACCUGUUAGGUUUUAGGGAUAACCGGUUGUUUGGAUUAAUUAUGCCACGUGUCACAAUAUAUUUGGUUCUUUUAAAAUUUUAAUUUAUAUGAAUAUUCAAAUUCAUUAUUAAAAAUAUUAUUUUUAAACUACCCCUACCCCCACUACACUAGUCAGCCCCCUUUCCAUUGACCACCGUAGACAAUACCCCUGCCGGCCAUGGCAAACCAGCAACCCCCACAGCUGGCCACGGCAGACCAGCAAGUCAACAACUCCCCUUUGCCAUCCAGUUCCCCAUAGUCGACCACUUUCUCUCUCUCCCCUCCCAUCAACGACUGUCCCUUACCCCGUAACACCAAUCUCUCCAUCUCCUUUCUCCACCGCCGACCAACCCCUCCCUCCUCCCGCCAGUCCCCUACCCCUUGCCGACCAAUCUUCCCCUCUCUAAAUGCCGGCACUACACCGACCUCUUUGUCUCCCUUCUUCCUUGAUGAACGCCGGCAAAUCCCCCUCUCGAUGUGCCACCAAAGACUGCGCCAGUACACCGCUUUUCUUGCUCACCAUCAUCAUCAAUUACCGCACAAGAAACCCCUUACCGGAAACAUGCUGGUUCUCUCGGUUCAAUACCUCUCUCAUCCGAAGAGAUAGUCGGCGAUAGUGAGUAUUGAAGGCUACGCUGGGCAUGGGUGGUGAGGGGGUUGAGGGUGAUUCGUUGGCUACUUGGCUGUGGUGGUUGGUUGGCCAGAAGGUGGUUGGUUGGCCAAAAGGUGGUGGUUCGUGGAGAUAGAGGAAAUUCCAUUUAAAAAAAAAAUUAAAAAAAAAAAAAAAAAAGUGGUUGAAGGUCAUUUGACCCAUUAAAGAUAAUACUCUAAAAGAUCGACUUAUUUUUAGUUAAUCAAAAGGUUAACUUAUAUUAAGUUAACCACAUAAAAGUUGACUUACUUUUUACCAAUUUUCCUAACUUUUAUACUAAAUGUUCAUUUUAUAGAGCGUGGUGCAGCUAUUCUAACGGCCUAAUUGCACCACGGUGCAGCUAAGACCUAUUGGCUAUUACGUUACGUAUUUAUGCUAAAGGUUAAAAGCCCAAAACACAGUACUCCGUACUCAAUUUCUAGUUUUCUACCCGCCUUUCUUUUGCUUAAGCAGCAGCGCAGUUUCUCCGUCGUCUUCCUCCUACCAUAUCACCCAAACUUUCUCUCUCUUCCCCAUUCAUCCCUGUUAAUCUGGAAUGUCUCCAUUGUUUCUUUGCUGCUAAGGCGAUGGGCUCAUAUAUUGAUGUCUUAUCAAGUUGAGGAAGCUACAUGGACUGGUGUUUCUGUUUGGUUAACCAUAUCUUUUCGGAAUCCACUUUGAUGGAUUUCUCUCACAGAAAUGAAUAUUGGUGUCAUCUCCUUAAUCAAUGGUUGUUCUAAACUCGUACCCCAGAGUUUAUACUUGGGUCGAUUUCUGCUUAUCCCAUUUAAGGACAGAUAUUUGGGAGAAAAGCUCUGCACUUUUUACUCUUCUGAUGCAAGACCAUUUCCUGAUUAUUCACCCAGAAAGCCAACAAUCAGAGACUCUGAACUUGUGCAGAAUGUCUCAAUUACCAUAAAGCAACGGCGUUUUGAGACGUUAAGGCAUGCUCUUAGACCCUUUGAGUCAAAAUUCAAGCCUGACCAUCUCAUUUGGGUUCUAAUGAACAUCAAGAAUGAUACCGAGCUGGUAUAUAACUUCUAUGAAUGGGCAUGUCUUCAUAGAGAACCAUCAUUGGAAGUUCGGAGUAUUGUCAUACAUAUUGCUGUUGCUUCAAAAGAUUUGAAGAUAGCUCACAGUCUUAUAUAUGAUUUCUGGUCUAAACCAUAUAUUGAUGUUGCCUAUUCUUUUUCUAGUUUUGUUGAAAAAUUGAUCUACACUUACAAGGAUUGGGGUUCAAAUCCAUGUGUAUUUGAUUUAUUCUUUGAGGUGCUUGUUCAAGUUGGAUAUUUGCUAGAGGCAAGGAGACUUUUUGGAAGGAUGUUGAAUUUUGGUUUGGUGAUCUCUGCUGAAUCCUGUCAAUUGCUUCUUGCUAAUCUUUCCAGCCAAUCAGACAAGAAAAGGGACACUUUCGAGGUUUUUCAGGAGUUCCUUGAAGCAGGAAUCUGUUGGGAUACUGGUUCAUAUAAUAUAAUCUUACACAUUCUUUGUCAGUUAGGGAAAAUUAGAGAAGCGCACCAUCUACUGCUGCAGAUGGAGUUAAGAGGCUGUCUGCUUGAUGUUGUGAGUUAUAGUGUUGUCAUUAAUGGAUACUGUCAUGUUGGUGAAUUAGAUAAGGUGAUGAGGCUGGUUAAUGAAAUGAGAAUGAAGGGACUGAAGCCAAAUGCAUUUACAUUUAAUAGCAUUAUUGUUCUAAUGUGCAAGUAUAGUAAGGUAGCAGAUGCAGAAAGGGUUCUGAGAGAAAUGAUUGCUCUUAAUAUACCUCCGGAUAAUGUAGUUUACACGACAAUUAUUGAUGGUUUCUGUAAGUCCGGUAAUAUUAGUUCCGCUAUCAAGCUUUUCAAGGAAAUGCAAAGAGUUAAAAUCAUCCCUGAUGUUAUUGCAUAUUCAACUAUUAUAUGUGGGCUUUGUCAAAGUGGAAACUUGAAAGAAGCAGAGAAGAUCUUCCAUGAAAUGCUUAACAGUGGAUUAGCGCCAGAUGAAAUCACUUAUACAACACUUGUAGAUGGUUAUUGCAAGGCUGGUAAGCUGAAAGAAGCCUUUUUUUGGCACAAUGAGAUGGUUGAGAAGGGGGUGACCCCUAAUGUUGUCACCUAUACUGCCCUUGCAGAUGGCCUAUGUAAACAAGGAGAGGUAGAUACGGCAAAUGAACUUUUGCAUGAAAUGUCUGCCAAGGGUCUAGAACUUAACCAGUUCACAUAUAAUGUACUCAUUAAUGGUCUCUGUAAAACAGGAAAUAUAAAUCAAGCAGUAAAACUGAUGGAAGACAUGGAGGUGACUGGAUGUCAUCCUGAUACCAUUACUUAUACUACUUUGAUGGAUGCUUACUGUAAGUCGGGAGAAAUUCCUAAGGCACAUGAGCUUCUGAGGAAAAUGCUGGAUCGAGGACAUCAGCCUACUGUUGUUACAUUUAAUGUGUUGAUGAAUGGGUUCUGCACAUCAGGGAUGUUGGAAGAUGGUGAAAGGCUGCUAAAAUGGAUGUUGGAGAAGGGAAUAAUGCCAAAUGCCACAACCUAUAAUUCUCUUAUGAAGCAGUAUAGCAUUAGAAGCAACAUGCAUAGCACAACUAAAAUUUACAGGGAGAUGUGUGCUUAUAAUGUAAUGCCAGACAACACCACUUAUAAUAUAUUAAUCAAGGGGCACAGUAAAGCAAGGAAUAUGAAAGAAGCGUGGUAUUUGCACAAGGAAAUGGUUGCAAAAGGGUUUGAUCUCACUGACAGCUCUUAUAAUGCUUUUAUCAAGGGGCUUCUUAAAAAGAAAAAGUAUGGGGAAGCAAAGGUACUCUUUGAUGAGAUGAGGAGAAAAGGGUUCAUUGCGAAUCAAGAAAUUUUAUACUUUUUUCUGGACAAGAACUUCGAUGAAGGGAACCUUGAAAAUGCUAUUGAGCUUUGUGAUGAGGUUAUAGAGAGAUUCGUUAUUGAUAAGGUCGAUAAAGAUAAUGAUACUUGAUGAUUAAUUAGAUUUUUGUGAGCGUGCGUAUAAACAUCCCAUGACAACUUUCUCCAGGCCUUAGUUCUUGCUACCAGCUGACAUGGACUGGAAGGCAAAGAAUUAGGGACUAGUGGCGUUGUACAAUGUCAGGCAUCAUCCCCAUUCCCAACAAUGUUCUGCUGUUUGAAUGGUGCAAUUAUUCUGUUGGCUGCUUGUUAUCUUUCAAAUAUUCAGUAGAAGUUCACAGCUUAGCGAUACAAAGAACUUUUUCUAUACGACUAUCCUAGCUGGAACUGAAUGAAACACUGCUCAAAAUGAUAAAUGCGGCUUCAGUUGUGUCAGUUAUA